Messenger RNA from Fusarium graminearum PH-1, 1074 nucleotides. RefSeq lists its product as uncharacterized. The transcript has 5 exons. NCBI's taxonomy places the organism in Eukaryota, Fungi, Ascomycota, Sordariomycetes, Hypocreales, Nectriaceae. Bases 1 to 1074 code for a protein of 357 amino acids. The record is from RefSeq and is a predicted model, not a curated record.
AUGGAUGGGCUUUAUGCGCGUGACAACCCAAAGGCCGACCGCAGCAGCGAGCUUAAUACCACGACAACGAUUGUGCUAGUUCUGUCAGCUAUCUUUGUCGCAUUGCGCUUCUGGGCUCGAUAUGUUCGGAUUGGCUAUGGACUUGAUGACUGGCUGACUGUGGUAGCGUUGGUCUUGGUCUUUAUCACAGGGGGGCUCAACUAUGGCAUGAUUGCUCAUGGCCUCGGUAAACACGCCGCAAAUGUGUCAUUGGAAGACCGAGCCAUCUUCUUCAAGAUCCUCCUCGCCUUCGAAUGUAUCUACGUCACUGCAGUAAUGAUGGUCAAGCUUGCUUUGAUGCAGAUGUAUCUACGCAUCUUCCCAUCACGUCGCUUCAAAUUGGUCUCAGCCAUCAUCGCCGCUACCGUCGUUGCUUGGUGGAUAGCCAUCUGCGCUGUGUGCAUCUUCCAGUGUCGUCCAAUCAGAAGGGCUUGGAUGCCGUGGUUGACCGAGGGUACAUGCAUCGAUCUCAAGGCUUCCUUCAUCGGCAAUGCAAUUCCCAACAUUGCGACUGAUAUUGCCAUUCUGUGUUUGCCAGUGAGGCAGAUCUUGAAAUUGCAAGUCAACGUUGCUCAGAAGUUGUCCCUAUUGGUCAUCUUCCUGCUCGGUGGUUUUGUUUUGUUUGCCAGUAUAUACAGAUUCACAACCAUUAUGCAAUUCCAAAUUGCCGACACUACAUGGACCCUUGCUACAGCAUGCACCUGGUGUGUCGUCGAAGCAGCCUGUGGAACCAUCGCCCUUUGUCUCCCGACCCUGAGACCACUCAUGCUAAGGGUGUCUUCAAAAUUCGAAAGUGCGUCACGUUCCAGGAAGACGGCCGCGACUCGCUCCAACAGGCCAACCGAACUCGUCACCAUCGGUGGAACAGGAAAGACAGACACAAGACAGUUUCAUCGCAUAGAAGAUGACCGAGCGUCCAACGAAAGCCAACUUGAGCUUGGUACAGGCCAUGGAAGUCUUCCCCAUUACAACAUGAGCGAAAGAGGGUCAGGAGACGAGCUACCGCUGCACAAAGAUGGGAAGGGAAACUUGUGA